UUCUGUAGAUACCAAAAGUUCGAGACGUUUUCAAGGCAAAGGUGGGUGUGCUACGAGAAUAAAAACCUGGGUUCACGGACACAUUCGGAGCUUAUAACGCUUUUGUCACCGAUGUGAGGGACGUGAUUUCGCUGCCCGUUGUUUUGACUUUGCCACCUGCUACAAAUGGCCUGCUGUGAAAGCAAUAAGGGGAGUUUAGAGGAGGACAGCUAUGAUGGAGCUGUUGGUGGAGUGCUGUCUGACUGUGCUCUGGCUAUGCUGGAAAAAGAACAGGAGUCCAUUCUUAGCCCUUCAGAGAACCCUAGUGCCUUCAUGAGCAGCAGCAGCUUUCAGGCUGCCCCCCUGCAGGGCUACGAUGUGGAGUUUGAUCCACCGCUGGAGAGUAAAUACGAGUGCCCCAUUUGUCUCAUGGCUUUGAGGAACGCCAUUCAAACACGCUGUGGUCACCGCUUCUGCAAGAGCUGCAUUGAGAAAUCCAUUCGUGAUACGGGACAGAGGUGCCCAGUGGACAACGAAAUGUUGUCAGAAGACCAACUGUUCCCUGAUAACUUUGCCAAAAGGGAAAUUCUGUCGCUAACUGUUCGCUGUCCAAACUUGGGCUGUGCCGACAAGAUGGAGCUCCGGCAUUUGGAGGAUCAUUUGGUGCAUUGUGAGUUUGCCACUGUGCCUUGUCCACAGUGCCAGCAGUCUGUGAAAAAGAGCCACCUAGAAGAGCACAUAACUGUUCAGUGCCAAAAAAGACCCAUGUCAUGUCCAGACUGUGUGGCAUGCUUUCUUUAUGAGGAGAGAGAGCUUCAUCAGCAACAGUGUCCCUUUGCCAGUGUGAAGUGUCAGUACUGUGAGCUGGAGCUCGUCAGAGACCAGAUGGAGUCUCACUGUGACACAGAUUGCCCAAAAGCACCUAUUGCCUGUAACUUUAGCAUCUUUGGAUGUAAAGAAAGGAUGCAGCGCCACAACCUGGCUCAGCACAUGCAGGAGUUCACACAGAUGCAUAUGCGCUACAUGGCUGAAUUUCUGCGUGGCCUUAGCCUCAAUGGUACUACACCCAAACCCCUGAGGACUUUAGGACCUUCACUUUCCUCUGAGGAUCAAGGAGCUGCACCAUCAGUACCGGCCUGUAGUGGGCCCAGAGGGGCUGCAGCUCUGAGCUGCAGUAGCAGUUGUGCUCCAGGUCCGUCUAGUGAAGAGAUGCAGCAGAGGCUCCGUGAGAUGGAUGGACGAUUGGUGAAGCAGGAUCACCAGCUCCGUGAACUCAUCAUCUUAAAAGACACCCAAGCAGGCCAGCUAGCAGAGCUCAGGCGUAGAGUGUCCAUGCUGGAGGAUACAGUAAAAGAGCUGGAGGCCCAACAUUGCAAUGGUAUCUUCAUCUGGCGCCUCAAAGGUUUUUCAGUCCACCUGCGGAACCAAGAAGCGGGCCAGCCAGUGGUUGAGCACAGCCCCGGCUUUUACACAGGCCGCCCAGGCUACAAGCUGUGCCUGCGCUUACACCUGCAGACCCCCAAUGCCCCUCGCUGCUCCAACUACAUCUCCCUAUUUGUGCACACCAUGCAAGGAGCUUUUGAUGGGCAGCUUACCUGGCCAUUUCAAGGAACCAUCCGGCUCGCCAUCCUAGACCAGGGCCCUGAGGGUCAGCAUCACAUGGAGGCAAUGGAGACUAAACCAGAUCUACAGGCCUUCCAGAAGCCGACAAUUCAGCGCAAUCCCAAAGGAUUUGGCUAUGUCACCUUCAUGCACCUGUCUCAGCUGAGUCAGAGAGCUUAUGUUAAAGACGACACUCUGCUCAUCCGCUGCGAGGUGACGCCGCGUUUUGACAAUAUCCUUCACCGUGAGGGACCAGCUGUACAGCCAAGAGGACCUGAGGCAUUUGCUUCAAGAGACUAAAGUCGCACUCCUUUGUGUGGGAUAUUCCACAAGCUGACAUUUAUGGUACCUCUACCAGUGUUUUAGUAAUUCAGUAAAGUUCAUUUUUAAUUGAUGGUGAUCAAGUGGAAGAAAAAUUGACAUUAACAACCUUUUAAAAUAGCUAGUAUUUAUUUUUUUUCAAGAUCUGAAUGUUUGUUGUAAUAGAUGUACAGCAGAAUUCAUUUAGAUCAUUAUGAGAGAUAUGUACUUUAAAUCUACGCUGUUAAGACCAUGUGAACUGUAUCUAAUCAGCUCAGCACCACAGGCUCUCUUGCUAUUGUUGUAGAACACAGCAUGAGGACUUUUUGGUUUUGGGUUUGUUUUUUUUUGUUUUGUUUUUUUAAUUUUUUACCUCUAGUGUCAUUUUUCAAUCAUUGUUUAAAGAGCAGAUGCCUUUUUUGGGUUUUUUUCCCCUUGUCAUCUGCAAGUGUGUACAGGAUAUGUGGAUAAUGUAUUACAUAUUCUUAACAGCAGAGGAUGAAAAUGACAAUUAAGCAUUUUAUAAAAACCUAAGUGAACAGGCUUAAAUCCCUAGAAUCAGUUGUGGGAAUUUGUUGUAACCACAGUUGAUCAUAUGUUAUCUAAUAUUGAAUCAUGAACCAAAAAAAGGGUCACUAGGUAACAAUGGAAAGUUAAACGCUUAUAAUUAUUAGCAUAGACACAAUCUUAUUUUCAUUCCCCUUAUGUGUGCUUAGUCUACUGACUCACCUUGGCAAGCCAAACCAAUGGAAGCCUAGAGCCCCCCCCAUCCUUGUAUAUUCUGGGUAAACAGCAUAUAUUGGAAACACUGGAGGUGCUAUUUAUCUUAGAAUAGAUGCAAAUGAACCUGAACAGGUGAAACUGAAUUCCAAGCAGUGAACUAACCCUGGCCAUUUUUCCUUUUAAUCAGGAACAAUCUCUCUGUUCCACUGAAGGACAAAGGGCAUUUGGGGGUGGUAACGUUCAAAAUUCCCUUUCAGAUGUUUUACAAAGAAAGUGAUGCAUUUGCCACAUUUGGGCACGCCAGGAUCUCACACAGAGAAUUUUGAUGAGAAACACAGCAGUAACACAAAAGCUCCACGGGGGUAUCUUGUGAGAAAGGUCAUUGUGUGGAACAGAAUCAGCAAAAACUUAUUGUCCAUUCCAAAUGCCGCAUUUCAAGCGUCACUGCUUCUGCCCAUCCUGAUUUUUGAGGCAUCACUGUGGCACAAACAGCAAAAAUGAUGGACGGAUUACUCAAAGUGCCUUUUACUCAAGCUCCUAACUAAUGUAACCUUAAAUAAUUGAAGUGUAAAUGUGAAUGCAACUUUGUCACGCUCCAUGAAAUGCUAAUAAUUGAUUGGAUUAAUGUUUUAGCUAAUGAAAGCUGUCCUCCUAAACACAGUUACCACAAUGGAACAUUUAAUGUUUUCUUCUAAAGGACCCAAUAUUUUUAUAAAUAAAACACCAUUUCACUCAUUUAAGGUCCAU
This is a messenger RNA of Pundamilia nyererei, 3351 nucleotides long. RefSeq names its product TNF receptor-associated factor 6 (gene traf6). The record is from RefSeq and is a predicted model, not a curated record. Bases 166 to 1881 code for a protein of 571 amino acids. Gene Ontology annotation, molecular function: zinc ion binding; tumor necrosis factor receptor binding; ubiquitin protein ligase activity. Gene Ontology annotation, cellular component: plasma membrane signaling receptor complex. The transcript has 8 exons. NCBI's taxonomy places the organism in Eukaryota, Metazoa, Chordata, Actinopteri, Cichliformes, Cichlidae. Gene Ontology annotation, biological process: innate immune response; protein ubiquitination; lipopolysaccharide-mediated signaling pathway.